AUGUCAACAGCACCGCAACCAGAUCCUAAAGCCCUCGCCGCCCGACCAAGCCCCUACACCUAUACCGACGAGCAAUGGAAGGUCCACACCGUCCACCCACAGCGAUACUAUUCCCGCAGUAGAGAAGAUGGAACGCUUCGCCCCACUCUCCCAGCGCCCUGUGUUUCCAUAGGCAAUCCGGACAUUGCGCCACGAACGGCGGCCGAAAAAGCCCGCGAAGCCGACAAGGCGCUGUGGGGGAGCUGCAAGAGCGUUGACGAGUACGAAGGGAAGAGGCGGGAGAUGGACGACGUCGCCGCCGCCCGCGCAGUGGAAGCAGGACGGCCGGCCUUUCAUCCGUUUCCACGCCUGCCGGCCGAGUUGCGAUGUCGGAUCUGGGUCGUGGCCAUGGUGAACAACCCAACCCGCAUUGCCAUCACCUGCUCGGGGUACACGCCGGCGCGACGACCGCAAGGGGGAUGGUGUGGGACGGUGGCUCCGGGACGUCCGAGGAUUUAUGCAGCCACCGCGUUCAUGCCGCCGCUGAUGCUGGUCAACUGGGAGGCGCACGCCCUGGCGUCGCGCCACUACCGGCGGGCCUUUCGGGGCGUCAAUGGCGGCGGGGGCGUCCUCGCCGCCUAUCCGAGUAUUCUCACGAUCGAAAAGCCCAUGGUGCUCCUCCUGCCCAUGGAUCGUGCUGAGGACCUCGGAUUGCUUGCAGAGAUCGUGGUGAUUGUUUCCCCGGGUCUUGGUGGCAGGGUGGCGUUUUCCACGGAGUACUCGGAACGAUUCAAGAUGAUGCUGAGGGUGGGGACCAUACGUCGUCUAGAACUUCGGCUGACGAGAUCGAUCCCCCGCGACCGGGCGCGCAGAGUUGAGGAAUACUUUGCAUCGCUAUUCUCGGAGAUACAGGCGGCGAAUGAAGAAUGGGUUGCGCCGGAACUGCAGGUGGGGCCUGUGCAUGACGAAGAGAAGCCUCGAAAUGAUUCCGAAUCGUCCUCCAAGGACUUGUACAGUGAUGACGAUUAA
Aspergillus aculeatus ATCC 16872 is the source of this 1008-nucleotide messenger RNA. Its product is annotated as 2EXR domain-containing protein. The record is from RefSeq and is a predicted model, not a curated record. Lineage: Eukaryota; Fungi; Ascomycota; Eurotiomycetes; Eurotiales; Aspergillaceae. The transcript has a single exon. The coding region runs from base 1 to 1008 and encodes 335 amino acids.